UCACGGCCUUGUUGUGUCCUGUGGCCGCUGCAGCCAGGAAGUCCGCCCGCCCCAGCCCCCCUCCUCCGUGCGUGUCAUCCAUUGUUGGGAAAGAGACUGCGACAUCGAAACAGGACUUUACCGAAACUUCUGAGGGUUGUAACAGCCACAAUGUCAACCAUCAACACAGCAAACAUCAACUUCAAGUGGGAUCCAAAGAGCUUGGAAAUCCGCACUCUAGCAGUGGAGAGGCUGCUGGAGCCCUUAGUCACUCAGGUCACAACGUUGGUUAACUCCAGCAACAAAGGCCCAUCCAACAAGAAGAAGGGCCGCUCCAAAAAGGCCCACGUAUUGGCUGCUUCUGUGGAAACUGCAACCCAGAACUUUUUGGAGAAAGGAGAGAAGAUUGCAAAGGAGAGCCAGUUUCUCAAAGAUGAGCUAACUGCUGCUGUGGAAGAUGUCCGCAAGCAAGGAGAAUCUAUGAGGAUUGCCUCUGGCGAGUUUGCGGAGGACCCUUGCUCUUCUGUUAAGAGGGGGAACAUGGUACGAGCUGCCCGGGCCCUUCUUUCGGCUGUCACACACUUGCUGGUGCUGGCUGACAUGGCUGAUGUCUACAGGCUUCUUCUGCAACUCAAAUUGGUGGAGGAAAGUCUGGUUAAAGUGCGUAAUGCAGGAACUGAGCAGGACCUUGGGAUCCAAUACAAGGCUUUGAAGCCAGAGGUGGACAAGCUGAAUGCAAUGGCUGCCAAGAGACAGCAGGAGCUGAAGGACGUGCAGCACAAAGACCAAAUGGCAGCAGCUCGCGGGGUCCUGCAGAGGAACAUCCCCAUGCUGUACACUGCAUCCCGAGCCUGUCUCCAGCACCCUGAUGUGGCAGCAUACAAGGCCAACCGUGACCUCAUCUACAAGCAGCUGCAGCACGCUGUCUCAGGCAUCUCCAACGCCGCCCAGGCCACUGCCUCCGAAGACUCCGCCCUCAACCAGCCAGCGGUGGGUGGAGAACUGGCCAUCGCGAUCAACAACUUCGACAAACACAUCAUUGUGGACCCCCUGGCGUUUAGUGAGGAGCGCUUCCGUCCCUCUCUGGAGGAGCGCCUCGAGAGCAUCAUCAGCGGAGCGGCGCUGAUGGCCGACUCCUCAUGCACGCGCGAUGACCGCAGGGAGCGCAUCGUAGCUGAGUGUAACUCUGUGCGCCAAGCUCUGCAGGACCUGCUCACAGAGUACAUGGGCAAUGCUGGAAGAAAGGACAAAAGUGAUGCUCUCAACACUGCCAUUGACCGGAUGACCAAGAAGACCAGAGACCUUCGCCGACAGCUGCGCAAAGCCGUAAUGGACCAUGUUUCUGACUCCUUCCUGGAGACCAACGUUCCCCUUCUGGUCCUCAUCGAAGCUGCCAAGAAUGGAAAUGAGAAAGAAGUGAAGGAGUACGCGCACGUGUUCCGGGAGCACGCCAACAAGCUGAUCGAGGUGGCCAACCUGGCGUGCUCCAUUUCGAACAAUGAGGAAGGAGUGAAGCUGGUACGCAUGGCUGCAUCACAGCUGGAGACGCUGUGCCCUCAGGUGAUUAAUGCAGCGUUAGCCCUGGCUGCCAAGCCCAACAGUAAGGUGGCCCAGGACAAUAUGGAUUUGUUCAAGGACCAAUGGGAGAAGCAGGUCCGCGUCCUCACGGACGCUGUUGACGACAUCACUUCCAUCGAUGACUUCCUUUGUGUGUCAGAGAACCACAUUUUGGAGGAUGUGAACAAGUGUGUGAUUGCUCUGCAAGAGAAGGACGUGGACGGUUUGGAUCGCACAGCCGGGGCCAUCCGGGGCCGUGCUGCUCGGGUCGUUCACGUGGUCACCUCCGAAAUGGACAAUUACGAACCGGGAGUGUACACCGAGAAGGUGCUGGAGGCCACCAAACUGCUCACAGACACAGUCAUGCCACGCUUCACAGAACAAGUGGAGUCUGCGGUGGAGGCCUUGAGCGCAAACCCCACACAACCUGUGGAUGAGAACGAAUUUAUUGAUGCGUCCCGGCUGGUGUAUGAUGGCAUUCGUGACAUUCGCAAGGCUGUGCUCAUGAUCAGAACCCCAGAAGAACUGGAUGACUCCGACUUUGAGACGGAGGACUUUGAUGUGCGCAGCAGGACCAGUGUGCAGACAGAGGACGACCAGCUCAUUGCGGGCCAGAGUGCACGGGCCAUCAUGGCACAGCUGCCCCAGGAGCAGAAGGCAAAGAUCGCUGAACAAGUGGCCAGUUUCCAGGAGGAGAAGAGCAAACUGGACGCCGAGGUUUAAUGGGACGAUAGUGGCAACGACAUCAUCGUACUGGCCAAACAGAUGUGCAUGAUCAUGAUGGAGAUGACGGACUUCACCAGGGGGAAAGGCCCGCUGAAGAAUACCUCUGAUGUCAUCAGCGCUGCCAAGAAAAUCGCAGAGGCAGGAUCCAGGAUGGACAAGCUGGGCCGCACCAUUGCCGACCACUGCCCAGACUCCACUUGUAAACAGGACUUGUUGGCCUACCUACAGCGUAUUGCCUUGUACUGCCACCAGCUCAACAUCUGCAGCAAAGUCAAAGCCGAGGUCCAGAACUUGGGAGGAGAGCUGGUCGUGUCCGGAUUGGAUAGUGCCAUGUCACUGAUCCAGGCUGCCAAGAACUUGAUGAACGCUGUGGUGUCUACAGUGAAGGCCUCCUACGUGGCCUCCACCAAAUACCAGAAGAACAAAGGAAUGGAGGCCCUGAAUAUGCCCGCUGUCUCCUGGAGGAUGAAGGCACCGGAGAAGAAACCACUGGUGAAGAGAGAGAAGCAGGAUGACGGCCAAACCAACAGAGUCAAGAGAUCGUCCCACAAGAAGCAUGUCAACCCUGUGCAAGCCCUGAGCGAAUUCAAGGCCAUGGAUAGCAUCUAAGCAUUAUAUUGUAUUACGCUAUAGAGAACAUAUAUAUGACCAAUGAUUUUAUAUAGAGCUUCUACAAGUGUUUUCAAUACUGUAAAAUGUUUUUCAUUAUUGUAGACAGCUUGUCAGACCAAUUAAAAUCACUCAGUUGUAUUACUUAUUGCUGUAACUGCUGUUGUAGCAUUAAUGGGGUGUUUUAGGAAGAACUGGACAAAAUUUAUUUCAGAAAUAUGUUUCCACUUUUUUUUUUUUUUUUUUUUUACAGUUUAACAGUACUUUUUUAACUGCCAAGAGUCCUUUUAAUUUUGGGUUUGCUAACAUUGUCUAGUAAUAAUAUUGUCUGUCACCACUUAGUUUGAUCUGAACUAUGCAAAUUCAUAACUAGUCUGUAAAAAAAUAUUUUGUACUGGGAUAACAGCCUCAAUAAAAUAAAAAAGAUUUUUUUUUCAUGUGCCCGAUCUUACAGUAGUUGAUUGCUCAAAUACAUUAUACAACACUUGUAAUAAUGCUAUUUUAUGUUAACGUGAACUAUCAAAAAACAUCGGACUUGUGAUUUUUAGACAGUACUUUGAAGUCACUUGAGGCAUUAAGUGUCUAAAACUUGGCAAGUCAGUCCCAAAUCCAGAGUGGGAAGAGAAAACCCAGUGGGCCAAACAAUGAGCAGACCAUGCUCCGACAAGCUUCAUUAACUAACACUGAGACCAAAACACCUCUACGAUCUUUAGAAUGCAUCUAAAUGAGGGAUCAAUAUGUUUAGUCUCCACCGCUUAGAGGUGGAGAGAGAGGGCUGACUUUUCAUUCACUUUAAACUGUUUUUAUUGUUGGGUUCUUGUCCCGAAGCUUGAACACUAAUCAAGACUUAUGUUGUGCACAAUCGUUAUGAAAACCCAGGAGCUUGCUGCAGUGUUGGAGCUUUAAAAUGGGGGAAAGUAUUUGCUUUUUACUUGUGCUGACUAGUUUGGCUCGUUUAGCUUAAGGGUUGUGAGAUAAUGUCCGUGACUGAUUUGUGUUGGGGAUCAAUGUUUAUGUUGAGCCAGAACAAAGGAUUUGUUUCUAUUUGACAAAUGCAUUCUAAUUUAGACAAAACAUCUCCAUUUCCCCCAAUUUUUAUAGAUAAUUUUAACCUGUGUUGUUUUAUUCUGGAGAUAACAGUUUUGCUGUGGAACAUUGUUUUAUUAUUGAGAGCUUUUUAGAGCAUACUUUCUUAUAUUGUGCCUGCAUUAUCUAAAUAAAAUAUUUUAAAACCUA
Boleophthalmus pectinirostris (great blue-spotted mudskipper) is the source of this 4107-nucleotide messenger RNA. RefSeq names its product catenin (cadherin-associated protein), alpha 1 (gene ctnna1). NCBI's taxonomy places the organism in Eukaryota, Metazoa, Chordata, Actinopteri, Gobiiformes, Gobiidae. Gene Ontology annotation, cellular component: catenin complex; actin cytoskeleton; adherens junction. Gene Ontology annotation, molecular function: beta-catenin binding; actin filament binding; structural molecule activity. The record is from RefSeq and is a predicted model, not a curated record. Gene Ontology annotation, biological process: cell-cell adhesion; cell migration.